Tigriopus californicus is the source of this 1707-nucleotide messenger RNA. RefSeq lists its product as uncharacterized. NCBI's taxonomy places the organism in Eukaryota, Metazoa, Arthropoda, Copepoda, Harpacticoida, Harpacticidae. The transcript has 3 exons. The record is from RefSeq and is a predicted model, not a curated record. Bases 139 to 1557 code for a protein of 472 amino acids.
UGCAUCCGCACGGCGGCUAUUUACGCCACCACCUCGCUCUACGAAUUCCAUCGCCAAAAGAUCCAUUCGCCAGAAAUCUUAGGACGGAGUGGAUUGGGCGGGUCGGGCGGGGGCCCGCCGGCCCUGGAUCCGCAAUCCAUGGACGUGUACGUGCAAGAAUCCAUGUGGGAGGCCGUGUUCCCGUUGUUAGACCAGCACUUUUUCCAACUGGUUCCCGGCCACUUGUACGAGCAGUUCCUGGACCACGUUUUGUGCGCUUUGGAAGUGGCCGGCCAUUACGAUUAUGUGGGCAAACAGCUCAUGCAAUACAUCAUCCUGUUCUUUCCUAAGCACACCCGCCGAUUCCGGGCUCAGCGCUAUGUGGACCGGGUGUUGAUGCCCACCAUCUCGUGUCUCAUCAAAUGCAGUCAGAUCGAGGAGUUGUAUUUGGAGAAGGCCGAUAGUCCGGCCAUCACGACUUAUCUCUUGGCUCACAUCCUAAAGUUCAUGAAUCGCUUGCGGGUCCUGGCCCUGCCCAAGCAAUGCGACGAUGACGUGGCCUCGAUUGUGGGGAUCAAUUGUCCUAAGUUGGAGAGUGUGGUGCUCACGGGCACGGCUAUCACCAAUGUGGGACUCUCGUGGUUGUUGUGUUGCCGCAAAUUGCAUACCAUUAUCAUGCAAGGUUUCUUCCAAGGAGUCAGCCCCAAAGGCGUGGCUCUCUUACUGAAUGGUCUGCCUGGUUUGCGCCACGUCAUCUACGAUGUCAUGUCCGACGUGCUCACGUACAUCGAUUUCAACACGUGCGAAGCGGUAUUCCCACAGUUCAGUCUGAAAACAAUGCUGUUCCACUCUAUGGAGCUCUUGUCCUCCAACCAUUUGGAACUGGUGACUAAACUCUGUCCUCAGAUUGAAUGGCUCUCUUUGGACUCGGCCCUCUUUUACAAUCUCGAAGGUUUGGGUCUCCUACCCCGCAUGCGGCUUCUCCGACUCAACUACAAAAGCCGACCCGUGGAUCAGACGGUGGUAGAUUUCGUCAGUCUCAACGGACAUAACAUCGUUACCCUCCAUUUGCUUGAGGUCAAGGACCUGAGCUUGGAAGACCUCUACCUCACUAUCGGACAGUGCUUAAACUUGGAGACGUUGGUGUUGUGCGAUUGCUCGGUCAAACCGGAUUGGGACCAACCCGUGCGAUACAACCGUCAGAGUCCCCUGUCGACCUCGGUGGACCAUUUGCAAUUGUUCUCACUGCAGAUUCUCCCCGGACAAUUGGUCAAUUUCAUAGCUUUGUUCCGGGACCUGCAAAUCCUCGAGACGGAUCGUUGUGAGCUGGACCUGAACCAGAUCAAGUGCGUGCUCUUGGAUCAGAAUGAAUUGCAUACCUUCCGAUGCACCCAAUGGUCUCAUACCUCGGCUCAGAAUCUGACCAAUCUUCAGAUGGCGUUUCGCAAUUGCAAGUUGCAAAUGGAUCGGCAGGAAUUCGCAUUUGAAGAGGACUUCAACCAAACGAUGGCCGCUACUCUUUUGUCAGAAUACGCGGGAUUCUCGCCCCUUGUGAACUUUGACACGAUUUCCACGUAAUCCUUUUUUAUAGGUCUGCCUUGUCUUCUUUUUUUUUCUUCUACUCCACCAUAAAAGCCGAACAAGAAAAGUGUCAAAAGUUCAAAGUAACUUGUUCCUGUUGUCAUGUUGAAUGUUAAAAAUUCAAUUAUACCCUCAUAUCAAAACCCA